AUGCCAGACAAUCGCUCUCAGAGCAAGGAGUUAGAGCAACCAAUUGAAGAUAUCGAGCGUUAUCUUUAUCUAAAAGGCCGAAUCAAAUUUUUUCAUAUUAAAUACGAUCUUCUAGAUCCUAAUAUCCCAUUUUCAGAACCAGAACCAAUUAUGGCCGAAAGACCACAAAACAAUUUGUUGAAGUACUAUGUUGUUCAAUCGCAAGUAGAACCACAUAACAACAUUGUUGCCCCUGCCAUCAAUCAAAACGAUUUCGUUUUGAAACCUUUGUUGUUAUCAGUCGUUCAACAAAACCAAUUUUCAGGUAGUCCUACAAACGACCCUAACUUAAAUUUGUCAGUGAAAGCAAAUGGUGUCAGUCAAGAAGCGAUUAGACUACGUCUUUUCCAUUUUUCCUUAAGGGAUAGAGCUAGAGCUUGGCUCCAGUAUCUACCUUCAAACUCAGUAACCAGAUGGGACGAGUUGAAGAAAGUCUUCUUAGCCCGAUAUUUUCCACCAAGCGAAACAGCUAUGCUAAGAGCUCAAAUCAACGGAUUUAAGCAAAAAGACAAUGAGUCUUUUUUUGACGCUUGGGAGAGAUACAAGGACAUGAUGCAAAUUUGUCUACACCAUGGACUUGAAAAUUGGAUGAUUAUCCAUACUUUCUAUAAUGGUCUGUUGUAUAACACUAAGAUGAAUUUAAGCGCUGCCGCUGGCGGAUCUCUAAUGGAUAAACCUUACGAUGAAGCCUAUGAACUCGUAGAGAACAUGGCUCAAAAUCAUUUCCAAUGGGGAGGUGAACGUGAUGCUGUAGAAAAAUCAACUCCGAAAAGCGGAAUGUACGAAGUCAACAACAUAGACCGCGUUAAUGCUAAAGUGGAUGCGCUUACUCAAAAGAUCGAAAGCUUGACCAUAACACCAGCAACUACCGUAGCUGCUAUAACACCAAACAGUGAAUUAUGUGGAACCCCUGGGCACACUAAUGUUGAUUGUCAGUUAUUGGUUGGUGUUCCCACCAACCAAAUAAAUUAUGCUCAAGGAAACCCAUAUUCAAACACUUACAAUCAUGGUUGGAGGAACCAUAUGAACUUUUCCUAUAAAAGUAACAAUGUUUUGUUUUCACCAAACCCAACACCUACUAUUCCACCUGGCUAUCAGAAAGGAGCCCCUGUUGCUUCACAAGCACCUAGAAAGUCAAAUUUGGAGAUCAUGAUGGAAAACUUUAUGAAUGACCAAGCUAAACAAAACAAAAAAUUUGCAAAUCAAAAUGCUUAUACGAGUGAAAUGAUGAAACAAUUGUUAAAUAAGUUUGAUGCUAUGGCUACCAAUAACAAAAUGUUAGCAGCCCAGAUCUCCCAAGUAGCCCAACAACAAGCUGCAAUAGAAGCCCCAAUUGGAGCAUUUUCUGGUCAAUCUCAAUCAAACCCAAAAGGCCACGCUAACGCUAUCACACUUCGGAGUGGAACAAAAUUAGAUGAACCAAUCGACCCAAGAAUCCAAAAUCUGGCCAUGUGUCAAAAUUCUGGUAAGGGAACUGAAAAGGUAAACGAACCAACCAAUGAUGGAAAUAAAGACGAAAACGGAAAGGAAAAAGAUAAAGAACCACCUUAUGUGCCUCCUCCACCAUAUAAACCACUUAUCACUUACCCCCAAAGACUUGUUAAGUCUAAAAAUGAAGGACAAUUCAAGAAAUUCGUAGAAGUUCUGAAGCAACUUAAUAUGCUUACUGCAUAG
Molecule: messenger RNA, 1713 nt
Organism: Lathyrus oleraceus (garden pea)
Lineage: Eukaryota; Viridiplantae; Streptophyta; Magnoliopsida; Fabales; Fabaceae
Exons: 1
Coding region: 1-1713 (570 amino acids)
Source: RefSeq, a predicted model, not a curated record